AUCAGUCAGAACCGACAGUGGCAGUGCUUAUGUGUGGCUGGAGCUGCACUGCUGCCUCUGGCCUGCUAAUAUGUUAAGCUGUUCCUUGUGUGGGAUGCCAGGACUCCCUGUAAAGCAUUUCACUAGGUGGAUCCUUGUAUAUUUAUUGACCUUCACCUCCUAUUGAUUUUCUUUUACAGAGUUAAUAAUCUUGGCCUGACAUUAAGCUGCCUAUGGAUCUCUUGUUGUGCCCAUCCUGCCAGCAGAUCCUGUGGGAUCCAGUGACUGUCCGCUGCGGGCACAGUUUCUGCAGAAAAUGCCUCCAUGGACCCCCACCCAGUAGGUGCUUGCUUUGCAAACAGCGGCUUCACAUCAGGGGUCCCCAGGAUUUAAAGUGCAACACUCUUCUGUGCGAUCUCCUAGACAAGUGCCUGGAUAGAGAAACCAAACUGGACAGGAUCACGAGGGAUCUGCAGGACUUGAUAUCCCAAAAGGAAUACGAGGAGGCUGGGAAAUUAGCCUCUAAAGGGAUUGGUCUGGCUCCUGAGGACAUUAUCCUGAGAACGCUGCGCUCACAGGUGUUUGUGGCUUUAAAGCAGUACCCCGAAGCUCUCCGAGAUGCAGAGUUGAUAUGUAUCUUACAGCCUCAAAAUCCAGAGGGACAUUAUAGAAAGGGAACAGUGCUGAUGCAUAUGAAGGAACAGAAAGAGGCUCUAUUCCAUUUACAUCAAUGUUUGCUGCUUGAUUCACAAUUCUUCGCAGCCCGGAGAGAAAUGGGACAGCUUUUGGAGGAUCUCGGCUGCUCGGUGCCUUCUACUACUGAAGACUUGAUGGAAGAGACGUUUCGUUACUUAAAAAUAUCCAGUAUGGACACCACCCGCCUCGUAAUUCCCAUGGAAGCUACUUACACCAUGUCACAAUCUGACAGUGCCUGCACUAAACUCCACCCCACGACAGCGGAGGAAAGGGCAUCAUUCAUGAAUCAACCAUCUGAAGUGCCCGUAAAGACUUCAUCUAGUUCAAACCAAGAGCACCCACCAGACAAGGAAGAACAUGCAGUUGGAAUUGGAGAUCAUAAAUUGGAAGAAGAGAAGCUGAUGUGUUGCCAUGAUUCCCGAUCUUCAUUGAGAGACCUCAUCAGCCCUUCUGACGUUGAAUGCUCUCUCUGUAUUAGAAUGUUUUUAGACCCUGUCACUACACCCUGUGGUCACACCUUCUGCAAAGAGUGUCUUGAGCGUUCUAUGGACCAUCGGCCAUACUGUCCAUUGUGUAAACAGAGUCUUAGAGAGUAUUUAAGAUUAGGGCAUUACCCAGUCACUGCCCUACUGCAAGAAAUCAUGUCAUUCAUAUUCCCUUUGGAAAUGACCGAGCGCAAUCAAGUCCAUCAGUCUGAAAUAGCUGAGCUUUCCAAUCUCGUCCAAAACGUGCCAAUUUUCGUUUGCACUAUGGCCUUUCCUGGCAUUCCCUGCCCACUCCAUGUCUUUGAACCGCGUUACAGACUUAUGAUGAGACGCUGCCUUGAGACAGGAACAAAGAGCUUUGGCAUGUGCCUGUAUGAGAGUGGCAAGAGCUUUGCUGACUAUGGCUGCAUGCUGGAGAUCUUGAAUUUAGAUUAUCUGCCUGAUGGACGCUCAUUGGUUGAGACAGUUGGUAGGAGACGUUUCCGAGUGAUAAAGAGGGGACAGAUCGAUGGAUACCACUCCGCAGAAGUAGAGUACCUUGCAGAUAAAGUUCUGGAAGGGGAAGAGUUGCAGGAAACAGAACAGUUACAUGAUAUUGUGUACCAGCAAUUAGAGGAAUGUUUCUCCCAGAGCCAAGGCAGCCUCCCUAGCCGGAUCUUUAUGCAACACAGCCAACCACCUCUAAAAGAGGACAAUAUACAGGCUUCUCCUGAUGGACCAUCUUGGUGUUGGUGGCUUUUGUCUAUCUUGCCCUUGGAUCCAACCUACCAGUUGCUGAUAAUGUCAUUGACAUCUUUGAAAGAGAGACUUUUACACUUGAAGCAUAUUCUAUCGAUGUUCCUUUUAAACCAAUCCUAAAACCAAUCCUAAUCCUGUGACUGCUUUGCAAGCAAUGAAGCACAAGAAAAACAUCCAUAUCCUUUUUCUUAUCCAUGUUCCUUAAAAAAAGGGAUUUCUAAAGUUUACUGAGUGUACUGUUUGCCGGAAGAAAGACAAUUCUAUGACCAUUUCCUGCCUGCCACAUUUAUAGGGAAUGUAUUUCUUGCCAUCCCUCUAAUAGAUUUUUAUCUCAUUCUUUUCACAUAUAAGUGAUGGUGAAAUAACACGAUUUUUAUCACUUAACAUAAAGGACUUAUCUGACUAUAAGCUACAUAUAAAGAAUGUGUUUUUAAUCUAUUCAUGAAACUGCUGAUCUGUGCCCUUCUUUGCUAAGCAUUUUCAGAUCAGACAUUAAAUUAAAAUUUGUUUCCUCCUG
Xenopus laevis (African clawed frog) is the source of this 2415-nucleotide messenger RNA. It is a transcript of the gene lonrf1.S, whose product is annotated as LON peptidase N-terminal domain and ring finger 1 S homeolog. Gene Ontology annotation, molecular function: ubiquitin protein ligase activity. The transcript has 11 exons. NCBI's taxonomy places the organism in Eukaryota, Metazoa, Chordata, Amphibia, Anura, Pipidae. Bases 213 to 2018 code for a protein of 601 amino acids. The record is from RefSeq and is a predicted model, not a curated record.